AUGGCAACCGAUCAAAUUCUCACGCUAUCCUGCCCGGACAAGCCGGGUAUUGUGCACGCUGUGACGGGCAUCUUCGCCCGCGAGGAGCACAAUAUCCUGGAUUUGCAGCAGUUCUCCGACCCCGUGAGCGAAAAAUUCUUCAUGAGGGUGCACUUCGGCCCCAGCCCAAGGGCGGCAGAAUCGACCGAGCAUUUGCGUCCUAUCUUUGACUCGCUGGCCGAGGACUACAAGAUGACGUAUAAGAUCAGACCUGUUUCCCAGAAACCUCGGGUGCUUAUCAUGGUGUCCAAGAUUGGGCACUGCCUCAAUGACCUCCUCUUCCGCGCCAAGGCCGGCCAACUCCCCAUUGAAAUUCCUCUGAUCGUGUCCAACCACCCGGAGUUCGCCGCACUCGCCGCAAGUUAUGGGAUUGAGUUUCACCAUCUCCCCGUCACGAAGGAGACCAAGGCGGUCCAGGAAGGGCAGAUUCUCGACCUCAUCAAGAAGCACAGCAUCGAACUUGUCGUCCUAGCACGAUACAUGCAGGUCCUCAGUCCGACCCUUUGCGAAGCCAUGUCCGGCCGCAUCAUCAACAUUCACCACAGCUUCCUGCCGUCUUUCAAGGGUGCCAAGCCGUACCAUCAAGCCUACGACCGGGGCGUCAAGAUCAUUGGCGCCACGGCGCACUUUGUCACAGCCGACCUGGACGAAGGCCCCAUCAUUGAGCAGCGGGUAGCGCGCGUUGACCACAGCAUUAACCCCAACGGGUUGGUCGAUGAAGGCUCCAACAUCGAGAGCCAAGUUCUCGCUGCUGCGGUCAAAUGGUAUGCGGAAGGCCGCGUUUUCCUGAAUGGCACCAAGACGGUUGUCUUUUAA
Chaetomium globosum CBS 148.51 is the source of this 855-nucleotide messenger RNA. RefSeq lists its product as uncharacterized. The coding region runs from base 1 to 855 and encodes 284 amino acids. The transcript has a single exon. Gene Ontology annotation, molecular function: formyltetrahydrofolate deformylase activity. Lineage: Eukaryota; Fungi; Ascomycota; Sordariomycetes; Sordariales; Chaetomiaceae. The record is from RefSeq and is a predicted model, not a curated record. Gene Ontology annotation, biological process: 'de novo' IMP biosynthetic process.